AUGUGGCUCCCCGACCUGCUGAGAACACCUGAUGCUUCUCCUGAGCAAAGGAGGCAGAGGAUCGACAUCAGUGGGAGUGUGACCGCUGGAGAGCUAGAAACGGAUGGCAUCGUGUGUGGCUUGCUGAUGGUUAUAGCCGGGCUGUGCGGCUGGGCAAGCAAGGUGGAGGCCCCAGGCUGGGGCUCCCCUUCUGGCUGUGGGCCAGAGGCUUUCUGCCGGAGACAGUCCUCCUCCUCCGGCCACACCUCAGCCCGGUGCCUUCCCCGUAGAGCUCUAGCAGCCCGUGACCCCUCUCCCCCUUGGCAGCUGACAGCCACCAAACCGGGGCGGCUCCUGCUGCGGGAGAAAGGCACCUAUGUUAUCCUGCGGGAGCUGCAUAAGGGGGAAGAGGACCCGGGAGUCCGCGCUGCCUGCGAAAAGGUGAUCCAGGUCCUGAUUGGCGACGAGCCUGAGGCUGGGAUGGAGAACCUGCUGGAGGUGAAGAUCCCCGCAGAGGUGGAACAGCAGCUGCAGCGCCUGGAUCUGGAGGAGGAGGAGGAGGAGGCAGCGGCAGCGGCCUGCUAGGAAGGGCUGCGUGGAAGAGGAAGUGCUUUCCUCUUCGAGCCUUUGGGCACCAAAAUCCUGGUACCUCCUUUUGCCGCCCGAGGCGCUCCUUGGCACCUGGCCAGUGACUGAACAGAGGGUCCCCAGGAAGAGGGGAGUGAAGGGAGCAGCUGACGCCUGCCCUCAAUAAAGGCUCCAGUGCACUUUUC
Python bivittatus (Burmese python) is the source of this 752-nucleotide messenger RNA. The record is from RefSeq and is a predicted model, not a curated record. Lineage: Eukaryota; Metazoa; Chordata; Lepidosauria; Squamata; Pythonidae.